Messenger RNA from Xiphophorus couchianus (Monterrey platyfish), 2441 nucleotides. RefSeq names its product cartilage oligomeric matrix protein (gene comp). Gene Ontology annotation, cellular component: extracellular region. Gene Ontology annotation, molecular function: calcium ion binding. Gene Ontology annotation, biological process: cell adhesion. Lineage: Eukaryota; Metazoa; Chordata; Actinopteri; Cyprinodontiformes; Poeciliidae. The record is from RefSeq and is a predicted model, not a curated record. The coding region runs from base 103 to 2349 and encodes 748 amino acids. The transcript is spliced from 19 exons.
AGCGGAGGACGGGGGCAGAGAGCAGAGGAGGGACAUAAAGUCAGGCUAACAGGAGGAGCGCUGAGUCCAGGGAAGGAGAGCGAAGACGAAGCUGCGCCCAUCAUGCUGCGGUUUGUAGCGCUGACCUGCGUCCUCUGCUUGGGAGGAAACCUUGUAACGGGACAGAGGGAUGGAGAAAUUAUCAGUCAGAUUAAAAUGACAAACCUCGCUUUGGCCGAGAUUAAAGAGCUGCUGAAGCAACAGGUCAGAGAAAUAGUGUUCCUAAAGAACACAGUGAUGGAGUGUGAAGCCUGUGGAAUGGGGGGCAUCCAGCCCGUCUCUCCCUGUGAGCCCAACCCCUGCCACCCCGGUGUGAGCUGCUCAGAGUCCCUUGAGGGCCCGCAGUGUGGCGCCUGUCCUGAUGGCAUGGAGGGCAACGGGACGCGCUGCACGGACGUGGACGAGUGUAAGGUGAUGCCGUGCCACAUGGGGGUCCGCUGCAUCAACACGUCCCCGGGUUUCCGCUGCGGUUCCUGUCCUGCAGGAUACACCGGACCUCAGGUCCAGGGGGUUGGACUCGCUUACGCCACUGCCAACAAACAGGUGUGCAAAGAUAUAGAUGAGUGUGAAGGUUCCAGCAAUGGUGGCUGUGUGGAAAACUCUGCCUGUCUGAACACUCCUGGCUCGUUCAGAUGCGGUCCCUGUAAGCCCGGCUAUGUUGGGGACCAACGACUUGGCUGUAAGCCUGAGAGAGCCUGUGGGAACGGCCAACCCAAUCCCUGCCACGCCAGCGCCAAGUGCAUCGUCCACCGAGAGGGUACAAUCGAAUGUCAGUGUGGAGUGGGAUGGGCAGGUAAUGGAUACCUGUGUGGAACGGACACUGACAUUGAUGGUUUACCUGACGAGAAGCUGAACUGUCCUGACCUGACCUGUAACAAGGAUAACUGCCUCACCGUGCCAAACUCCGGCCAGGAGGACGCCGACAACGAUGGGAUUGGAGACGCUUGUGAUGACGACGCAGAUGGGGAUGGGAUCCCAAACACACAGGAUAAUUGCAAGCUGGUGCCCAACGUUGAUCAGAGAAACAUUGAUGAGGACGACUUUGGUGAUGCGUGCGACAACUGCAGAGCGGUGAAAAACAACGACCAGAGAGACACGGAUCUGGACAAACUUGGUGAUGAAUGCGAUGACGAUAUGGAUGGAGAUGGAAUCAUAAAUGCCAUGGACAACUGCAAAAGGGUUCCCAAUGUUGACCAGAAAGACAGAGAUGGAGACAAAGUUGGAGACGCCUGCGACAGCUGUCCCUACGUUCCCAACCCGGACCAGAUGGACGCAGACAAUGACUUGAUUGGAGAUCCAUGUGACACCAACAAGGACAGUGAUGGCGACGGACACCAAGACUCCCGGGACAACUGCCCGGCCGUCAUCAACAGUUCUCAGCUGGACACAGACAAAGACGGAAAGGGGGACGAGUGUGAUGACGACGAUGAUGAUGAUGGGAUCCCUGACCUGCUGCCGCCUGGUCCCGACAACUGCCGUCUGGUGCCCAACCCUCUGCAGGAGGACUUGGAUGGUGAUGGUGUGGGUGAUGUGUGUGAGAAGGAUUUUGAUAACGACACCAUCAUCGAUCCCAUUGAUGCCUGUCCUGAAAAUGCAGAAGUUACCCUUACUGACUUCAGGGAGUACCAGACGGUCGUUCUGGACCCGGAAGGAGAUGCACAGAUAGACCCCAACUGGGUGGUGCUGAACCAGGGAAGAGAAAUUGUCCAGACUAUGAACAGUGACCCUGGUUUGGCUGUUGGCUACACUGCGUUCAGUGGUGUGGAUUUUGAAGGGACGUUUCAUGUAAACACAGUAACAGACGACGACUACGCUGGGUUUAUCUUCGGCUACCAGGACAGCUCCAGCUUCUACGUGGUGAUGUGGAAGCAGGUGGAGCAGAUCUACUGGCAGGCGAACCCGUUCAGAGCCGUGGCACAGCAAGGCAUCCAGCUCAAGGCGGUGAAGUCGAGCACAGGACCGGGUGAGAACCUGAGGAACGCCCUGUGGCACACCGGAGACACCGGAGACCAGGUGAAGCUCCUGUGGAAAGAUCCUCGCAACGUGGGCUGGAAGGACAAAACGUCGUACCGCUGGUUCCUCCAGCACCGACCCGCUGAUGGCUACAUCAGAGUCCGUUUCUAUGAGGGCUCUCAGAUGGUGGCAGACACCGGCGUCAUCAUAGACGCCACGAUGAGAGGAGGCCGGCUCGGCGUCUUCUGCUUCUCCCAGGAGAACAUCAUCUGGGCCAACCUGCGGUACCGCUGCAACGACACUCUUCCUGGGGACUUUGACACCUACAGAACCCAGCAGGUUCAGCUGGUGGCCUGAGGUCUAAAAAACAAACACUAACAGGAAUAAACCGGCCUUAUGAAAUGUAUUCAAAUUGUUGAAUCUGAAAAUAAAUCUCUGUCCUAAAUGAA